Molecule: messenger RNA, 393 nt
Organism: Pipistrellus nathusii (Nathusius's pipistrelle)
Lineage: Eukaryota; Metazoa; Chordata; Mammalia; Chiroptera; Vespertilionidae
Source: the annotation of a GenBank genome assembly
AUGAAGCUUUUUAUGGGCCUCCUGUUCUGCUCCUUGGUCCUGGGAGUCAGCAGUCAGAGCUGGUUUGAAUUCAUUAGCCAGGCUUAUGAAGGAACCAAAGACAUGGUGAGAGCCUAUAUGGACAUGAGAGAAGCCAAUUUUAUAGGCGCAGACAAAUACUUCCAUGCCCGGGGGAACUAUGACGCUGCCCAAAGGGGACCUGGCGGUGUCUGGGCUGCUGAAGUGAUCAGUGAUUUCAGAGAGUCUUAUCCAAGAGUCACCGACUUCCUUAAGCAUGGAGACAGCGGCCAUGGAUUGGAGGACUCAAUGGCCGACCAGGAAGCCAACAGAUGGGGCCGGAGUGGGAAAGACCCCAAUCACUUCAGACCUCGUGGCCUGCCCGACAAGUACUGA